UUGUAGCUGCUGUCACCAUAGACUUAAACAGGGCGCGCAGCUGUGACCGGUCCCAAAUAUGGCGGCGAUAGAAUACAGUGACGUCACAUGAAACCCAUGUAUAGACUACUUAUGAGUUAUUAGUCCUGAUGUGAAGGAUUUCCAACGGACACAGCAGCGCAUGAAGUGGGCGGAGCUUCGGUUGCCGCUGAAAUGAACGGCGCUCUGAAGCGCGCGGAGUCCAGGCACGCGUCGCUAUACACGCACCUGACGACAACGGUCGCCGCUCGAGCUGUGAUGAUGUUAGUCAAGGUCUCUUCACACGUGAUCACUCUCAUCACUUCACCAUGCAGACCUGCUUCUGCACUCAGCUGUCUUAUUUUAUGCAGGAUAAUGCAGCGAGCCCAGACAUCCAGUCACCUAAUGAAGAUCUGUUGGACUUUGCCACAGGGGAGUGUCAGUCAUCUGUCCCACAUGAAGUGUCAGAGCAAACAGAUCUCUCUCUAGAGCUGCUUCAUGCCACUCUCAGGAGAAAGCAAGAGGAAAUAUCUGCCCUGAAGGUGGCGAAUGCCCAGCUGAGAAAUUUGGCUAAACAGACUGAGCAUUACACUACAUUACUAGAUCACAGUAACAAAAAUGCUGACUUGACCAAUCAGAAGCCAGGACUGCAGGCUUCGUUCCAGAGAGACUUAGUCUCACACUGUACCUCAGUGAGUCCAACAGAGGACCAUUCUUCUGAACACUGCUGGAUCUCUCUGCUGACACAGGAAGAGCCAUCGGAUCCAUCUUCCACAGCUUUAACUAACUCCACCACUGCUGACACACAAAGCCCAACAUCAGGGGUCAAGCGGCAGCUGUGGUCCAGCUGGAAUGAGCUUCUCUGUGAAGAUGCCGAGGACUGUCCGUCAGGUUCCAAGUGGCUCAGGCUUGAUAAUGAACUUGUACAGGUAGACUUGGAGCAUCUGAAGGCCCAGCUGGACCAGGAUGAACAGACUCCUCAACAACUAAUAGAAGAUUCAACGCUGACUCAGAAUCAAAGCCUAGAGAUGUCCUCUGAAGGGCUGAUUGCACAGAGGAAGAACAUAUUUGGGGCUUUCCAUGGACUUCUGGUGGUUACGGAAACCCCAUCCAUCAAGUCUGAUCUGAACAUGAACAGUGAUGAUGGGAAAGUUGUGUGCUUCAAGACCGCAAUCAGAGACCACAGUACAGUAAAGACAAAGGUUUUCCCACAUGGAAAGGCAUUCACCUCUCACACACCAAGUGGAUCUUGUCGGUUCCUUUGGGUUCCUAAUGAGCACUGAACAGAUGUAUGAUUCAAAGUGUAUUCUAUGUUUACACCAGCCAGACCUUAUUUGAGCAAGGCUGUUUCUGAAUUCCCACACCUUCAUAGUAUGUACUGAAUUCUAUGAAGAUCUUCUCAGCCAUUGGUCAACCAUAAGGCCCGUUCACACCAAGAACGAUAACUAUAACGAUGACUAUAUUAGCGUCCACACCAACAGACAAUAUUGUUGUUUAUUGUAAGUGUGCGCUGCAGUUUUGUCUUCUGCCACUUUAAAAGCUCAAGCUCUUUAAAGCAGGAUGGAUUCAUCAGCUGGAAAACAAUUUCUGAAAGUGAUUACAACAAUAUUGUUCCUUUGUGCUGUUAUUCUUACAGUUGUGGUGUGGACUCUGCUAUUCUGUUACAUUUAGAAUGAUUUUUACAACUAUCUUUAUCAUUAUAGUUAUCGUCCUUAGUGAGAACAACCUUAAAGGUGCUAAAGAGGAUCUUUGCGU
Megalobrama amblycephala (Wuchang bream) is the source of this 1752-nucleotide messenger RNA. Its product is annotated as multicilin. The record is from RefSeq and is a predicted model, not a curated record. Gene Ontology annotation, cellular component: nucleus. Gene Ontology annotation, biological process: negative regulation of DNA replication; negative regulation of cell cycle. NCBI's taxonomy places the organism in Eukaryota, Metazoa, Chordata, Actinopteri, Cypriniformes, Xenocyprididae. The transcript is spliced from 6 exons. The coding region runs from base 327 to 1280 and encodes 317 amino acids.